Molecule: messenger RNA, 5490 nt
Organism: Vespa velutina
Lineage: Eukaryota; Metazoa; Arthropoda; Insecta; Hymenoptera; Vespidae
Product: solute carrier family 25 member 44
Exons: 5
Coding region: 474-1550 (358 amino acids)
Biological process (GO): branched-chain amino acid catabolic process
Cellular component (GO): mitochondrion
Molecular function (GO): branched-chain amino acid transmembrane transporter activity
Source: RefSeq, a predicted model, not a curated record
UUAUGUUUUAAAUUGUAUUUUCGAUAGUACUAUUUUUACAUCUUGUCGUUGUGUAAAAGCGCGCAGUUCACACAGUAUCUAAUAGUUAAUAUUGUAGUAUCUUUUUUAAAAUAUUCUUGCGUCAGCUAGAAUUUUAACUAAACGUUACGAUUUAAAAAUUACGAAAUAUACGAAGUGUAAUCAUAUUACGCAGAUUAUUGAAAUUUAUAAAGUGAAAUUUCCAUAUUAAGAUGUUUCGUCGAAUUAUUUAUUGUAUUAAUCUCGUUAAACGAUAGUUGCCAAAUCCAUAUUACGAAAUCGUGUUGUAUAAAAAAAUGUUCUUGGUCAUCGCAAGUUAGUGUUGCUGUGUAUUGUGGACGUUAUAAAAUGUGUUUAAAACAUAAUUAGCAUCGUAUUAUUUAGGUUAGAAAACUAUGAUUAGUAGAUUUAUGAAAAUUCAGAUGAAAUCUAUGAGUUGAUAAUGUUUGUAAUAUAUGAAUGAGAUAUGCAGGAUCAAAUCAAACAAAGACUUUUGCGUACUUUUCUUGCAAUAUUUGGAUAUAACUUGCAUGUCUACGUUAAAGAUGUCUGCCGUAGAGGCACCACCUUUUAUUCGAACCAUAGAAUGGGAUAUGAUGGACAAAACAAAGUUUUUUCCAUUGAGUAUGUUGUCAUCAUUCUCUGUACGAUGCUGCCUCUAUCCUCUUACUGUAAUAAAAACCCGUCUUCAGAUACAGAGACAUAAUGUUAUGUAUAAUGGAAUGAUAGAUGCCUGCAGAAAAAUUUAUAAACUGGAAGGAUUUUCUGGGCUCUACAGAGGUUUUUGGAUAAGUUCUAUACAAAUUGUAUCUGGAGUAUUUUAUGUAUCGACUUAUGAAGGAGUGCGCCACUUAUUAGGAAGAGAACCUCUUGCUCUUCGUAUAGAUUCUCUUGUAAAAGCAUUGAUUGCAGGAGGUGCUGCUAGUUUAGUAGGUCAAACAAUAGUUGUACCAUUUGAUAUUCUCAGCCAACAUCUAAUGGUUCUUGGGAUCAAUAACAAAAGUGGUAAAAUUUAUAUAGAUAAGUUAGGGAUGAACCCAUUAGGUUUAAAUCUAGAGCCUGGUAGGUCGCGUGCUCAUAUAUCUAUAGAAGUUGUAAGAUCAAUAUAUCAAAGAGAUGGUUAUAAAGGUUUUUAUCGUGGAUAUGUAGCAUCUUUAUGCGCAUAUGUGCCGAAUAGUGCUCUUUGGUGGGGUUUAUACACGGUAUAUCAGGAUGAACUUAUAAAGAUAUUUCCAAUAUGGUUUUCACACUUAUUCAUCCAGGCAGUGGCUGGUACACUUGGUGGUUUUACAACAACUAUUAUUACGAAUCCAUUAGACAUUGUAAGAGCAAGGCUACAAGUGCAAAGAUUAGAUAGUAUGCUUACUGCAUUCAAAAUUUUGUGGAUUGAAGAAGGACUUAAAAUGUUUACAAAGGGGUUAUCGGCUCGUCUUGUUCAAUCAGCUUGUUUCAGUUUUACAAUAAUAUUAGGAUAUGAAACUAUCAAGAGAGUUAGUAUCAAUGAAGAAUAUAAAAGUUUUAUCAGAUGGUGAAUUUAAAAUGUCCAUUCGUAGAAAUGUACAUUUCAAUGAAAUAAAAUGCAUUUUAUUAAAAAAUACAUAUGUAAAAACAGAUGUGCAAACGAAAUCUCUAGAAGAGAAGUAAAAAAAAAAUGAAUAUAUAUAUACACACACACGCAUAUAUGAGAAAUAGUGAAUGAAAACACUAACAAUAAAGAAAUGAAAUUGCUUUGUCAAUUAUGCAAAUAUACAAAAAUAUUUUCAACAGUGAGUGCGAAAUCAAUGAUAUGUUUAAAAAGUAAGCAAGAAGCUACAAGUUAACAUUAAGUAGACUAUAGAUCACAAAUAUGUAAACAUCUAUAGCACAAAGCAUUACAGUGAAUUAGCAAGGGUUCCAUCCGAGGGCUUUAAUUUACGAUACUCAGACAACAGCCCGCCCAAAGAUCCCACUAUUUAUUAAUACUUUAAACUAUUAUAUGCAGCUAUUCGCUCUGGAAUCUUAUUUCAUAUUAUGGAGUAGUAUCGACCCAGAUUUCAUCGUGUGGAGGUUGCUGCAUCUGGAGUCCCAUAGGCUAAGGGUGAUUCAUUUAAGUAAAGUAAAUGAGAAUAAUUGAGAAUAAAAGAUAAUAGAUGAAAACGAAUAAAAAUAUAUAAGAACAAUAAAAUAAUUAUAAUUUUUCUGUGAGUUUCUCUAAGAAAUUAUUUUAGAAUUCUCCUAUAUUUAGUCUGUUUAUCUAUAUUCCAGUAUUAUCAGAUGUAGAAAAUGUAAGUACUUUAAUGUUUAGUUGCAAUUAAAAUGAAGAGAUUUUCGAAUCUAACUAUGAUAAGCAUUUAUAGUUGCCCUCUUAAGUCACAGUUUGUGGUGGGCCUCUUCAGCAUAUAGUUUUUUUUUUUACUUCAUGCAUUAAUCACUGCUCUAUAGCAUUCUCUAAGUGCAACACAUGGAAAAAAUAUUAAAAAUUAAAGUUUAUUAUGUAUAUCAUGAACUAUCCUAGCCUGUGAACAGUUAAUGGAUCAAAAGAAUCUAUCAAUCGUAUUCAUUUACACAGAUAUAUUUAUUUAAAUGCUGAAGUAAAUAUUUAAAUUAAUCGAUGAACCUAUUAUUAACACGUUGCAUUUAAAAAAUUAUAAAGUAAUGGACAAAGUUAUAAUAUCUAUGAUACAUCUUAUGAUCGUACUCAUUUUAUAGGACCAUUUUUACUUUGUAUUUUUAAUAUAUAUACUUUAUUAUAUUUACAUGUAUAACAAAUUAUAUAUUUUUGAAGCAAAUACGAAAACGAGUGUAGUGUCAAUAUGUUAAUAAGUAAUCCAACAUUUAAUAAGUAUGCAACAUGUUCAAAAAUCUUUGCUAAUUCGAAAGAAAUGAAUUUUUAAAUAAAUGCAAAGACUUUUAAACUGUUUGAUACUGACACACACACACACACACACACACAAUCAUAUAUAUAUAUAUAUAUAUAUAUAUAUAUAUAUAUAUAUACUUCAAAAGUAAAGUUUUCGACAUCGGAAUAUAAGAUGAGAUUUAGGCUUUUAAGGGGCUGCGUGGGAAUAUUUUUCUGUUUUUUUCACGAUUACAUGUUCCUAGUUCCUUUUUUAGAGAUGUUUGUAGGUUCUUUCUAAUAUUUUGUCGGCUUUGAUAAUGUUUCCGAAUGAAAAAAUGUACAGGUGUAAAUUAGGAUGAUAAUUACAUUAAACAGUAAUGAUCCUAAGUGAUUUGUUAAGCAGUUUUCCAGUUGAGAAACAAUCGCAUAGAUCUGAUAAAAGUAAUGGCAUAUAUAUAAUACAUGUUUUAUUAUAGUUUUAUGCAAGCAGUAUCCAAGGAGAUAUUAAAAAAAGAACCAAGUGGAUAAUUAUUACAAAACGUAUCUUCGCGCUUGCCUUGAAUAAAAUAAGACUCCUUUUGUUACGGCCUGAUGGUCAUUUCUCUUCCAAACACGUGACAAUGAAACUUUCAGAGUCACGUUAAGAGGAAAAAGAAGGAACAUAAAUAAAAGAUGUGAUGCUAGACGCCACGUUAUUGCCUGGUAGGGAUAUACGCACUUGCAUUGUUCUCAGUCGUGCCUCGAUAUUCGAUGGUUUCAACAGUCCUUUUUAGCAUCUUUCUCUCGAAUUUUUGGUGAUAAUUACAGGUAACUUAGUUUUUUAUUUACAUUCGUUCCUUGUUAUUUAACAGUAUUUCGUUGAAUCAUUUAUAUUUUAUUAAUCGUAUUUUCUACUUGUAUCAAAAUCGAGCUCGAUUUUUCACGUCUGAAUCAAGGAGACUUGCCAAGAAGAUCCCUUACAAGGGCCCACAUUCCAGGGCUAUUAUAAUGAAUCACAUUUGGGAAAAGGGAAUAAUACUGAUUGCACUCCUCGAUAAUCUAGCGAGGAAAAGAUGAUGAAGAAAAGAAAAGAAUGCCGUAAGUGUGAUGGGACUGAUAACGAAAGAUGGACAUCUUGGAGAUCCCUUUCUGUCAAAAUCAGAGUAGAAAAAUGCAUCUCCAUUUUUCCCUAACGAAGAAAGGAAACCGCUCGUCCUUCGCAAUUAUUGCCUUUAUAUUUUAGCAACACAAGAAUCGAUUCCUUCUCAGUUUCAGGCAUAGUUGCGAUAUCGUUCGGAAACUGAAAAAUAGAAAGAAAAUUAUCAUAAAGCGUUGAAAAUAUUUGUAAUGUUUGAUAUAAAAACAUAUUUGCCUCAAGUCGACGAAGAAAUUUGGCAUAAAUUAGAAACCGUAUGAAUUAGAUGAGUUACGUAACACUUAAAUAAAUAGAAUAUUGUUUAAAUAUUACUCUUUUUAUAUAAAAUAUAAGGUAGUAUAUAAACUGAAAUUUCCGCGUUUCAUAAUAUUAAAAUAAAAUUAAAUUAUACUUUACACGUGUUACAAACGGCGUAACGUUUAAGCAGUCGUGUUAUCUUUUAAAUAUUUGUUUAUAAUACUGCGCGUAAUUAAUAUUAACAUAUAUUGCUUAAAUAAUUAUAAAGUGAUAGAAAGCAUAAAAGAUUUAAGUUUAGCUGGAUCAAAUGGAUGAAUUUCGAUGUUUAUUUGACAGAACGCAAAAGAAAAUUAAUUGAAUUACUAUUAAAGUCAAUAGAAAAUUAAUUUUUGUCGAUAUUCUAAUGAGAUUCUUUGUUUCAUUAUAUACAUACAUCUAUAAUUCGACCGAUUCUUUUUUUGAAUUUUGAAUAAGAUUUAUCCGCGACGAUUUCAUUAUCUCCUUAUCGUUUUUAUCAUUUAUUUUGAUAAAAAAAAUUCGGAAUGAAUGAAACGAAAACCAUAACAUUUUUCUAUAUGGGUAUCUAUUAUCCUGUAUCAACGAAGAAAUGAAAAUUGAAAGGAACGAUAACACGGGAUUAUAUCGAUUUAUUAUGGGUUCUUUUUGUUAACAGAAACAGAAUUUAUCGUAGUUAUAUUUUGUAAGCCUUUUUACGAAAAUAGUCGGUGAAACUUUAAUAUAAUAAAGUUUUCAAACUUUUCGCCAUACAUCAGCCUCAGCCUGCACCCACCCUUUCUCUCAUUCCACCCAGAUUCGUCAUUCUGAUAAUUCAGUCAGUAAAGUUUUGCCAUAUAAUUAAUUUAUAUUUGAUCUGCAUAAUGAAAAUUACGAGAUAGAUUGAUAGAUAGAUAAUUGAUAGAUAGAUGAAUGAAUAGAUAAAUGAAUAAAGAACAAGAAAAAAAUGGAUGAAGAAAAAGAAAAAACAAAUCAGAUCGAAGUACCGCGUAAUUUAUCUAUCGAAAGUAUUAUUACAGUUUAAUUAUGAGAAACAGUCGUAACUCGUUGAUAUGACGAAAGUAAAAGUAACGAUUUCUUUUUUAUCUGUUUUCCUUUUUUUUCUUUCUUUUUUUUCGCUCAAAAUAAAUCAGAUAGGUGCAAUUCUUUCGCAUACUUUUCAUGUAAAAUUCAUCGAAUAUAAAUCAUCAUCGAAUAUAAAUUUAAAAUCUAGGUGAAAGUCACGUUGAGUGUAGCGUUACAAUAAAAAAGUUCAUUGUCUUGUUUU